GAAAUAUCCAUCCAAAUUAAUUCUAAAGGAGCAAUUCAAUUUUGAAGUUGGCAUAUUGGUGGUUAUAACUUGCUUGGAGUUUUCUAUACUUCCUGAUGUACAUGUUUUGCAAUUAGGGAAUAUGAAAAAUUUGCAACUUGUCUUGUAUUUUGCGUAUUUUAUAGGAGUUUUAGCUGUCAAUGCCUUCGAAAAUCUAUCAAAAAGAAAUACCACAGCUAUUUCAUUGAGUUCGACAUACAGUAAUUCUUUAGCAACAUUCGCAAAUGAUGGGGAUACUAUUACAAAUGAUCAUCGAGUCUGUUCACACACUGAGAUAAACAAAGAUAAAGCCUGGUUACAGCUGGAUUUUGGAAAACCAUACAGCAUAAAUACAAUUAGAAUUCAUUAUAGAAAUGAGGACAUCUGGAAGCCAUACAGAUUCAGAGAGUUUUAUAUUGAUAUGUCUGACAUACCAGCAACACAAUCGAAUACAUCAGAAAGAACCCGCUGUUACACUGACAAUACAACAUAUCCUGACGUGCCCCCAUUUCUAAUGGAGGUGCCUUGUAAACUGACAGCAAGAUACCUCAUUGUAGAGACUACCUACGACGCACCUGAAGAUGAUAAUAUAACAGGGGCUGUUCUUGAGAUCUGUGAAAUAGAAGUUUUUGGAUGCGAAGUUGGUGAAUAUGGCGCUGAUUGUAAGUCGUGCAUUGGAUGCCAAGUCUGUGAUAUAACUAGUGGUAAAUGUAGAACAUAUGCGGAACUGUGCAUGCUUUCUACUAGCAAAUAUUACAUAUUAAUAUAUUAAAUAUAUCAUACCAUUGUUGUUUCUCCUAAAUAUAUAAAAAAAAAUUCGAGAUAAACUAUUAUUGCAAUAUGAUUACAAUGUAUUUUAUUGGGUUUGACAUUUUUGAGCCAAUCAUUUAUUUCUGAUGCAUUAGUUAUUUUGUAGAAUUAAAGAUAUCCAAGUGCAUGUUACAAAAAAUUUGACGCAUUGAUGGCAGUGAAGACAACCAAGGCUAUCAAAACCUAUCUUUUAUCGAUUUUAAAAAAGAACCAUCGCCCUAUUUGCUUUCCUGAACGCAUAAGCCAUGACAAAAAGUUAUUUCUUUUAUAUUAUACAUUUUUGUCAAGACCUGUUAAUCAUACCAAUGUUUUCUCCUCUUUUUCACUUAAGGAAAACUAAAAUUUCUGUAAACAUAUAUAUUUCUUAAGUUGAAAACAGCAUUUGGAUGACUGAUUCUGUUUUGGAGAUAUUUUUAUACAACUUUCCUUGUG
Magallana angulata is the source of this 1260-nucleotide messenger RNA. RefSeq lists its product as uncharacterized. The transcript has 5 exons. The record is from RefSeq and is a predicted model, not a curated record. The coding region runs from base 122 to 790 and encodes 222 amino acids. NCBI's taxonomy places the organism in Eukaryota, Metazoa, Mollusca, Bivalvia, Ostreida, Ostreidae.